This is a messenger RNA of Salvelinus namaycush (lake trout), 1179 nucleotides long. Its product is annotated as transcription factor Sp5-like. The record is from RefSeq and is a predicted model, not a curated record. The transcript has 3 exons. Gene Ontology annotation, molecular function: DNA-binding transcription factor activity, RNA polymerase II-specific; RNA polymerase II cis-regulatory region sequence-specific DNA binding. Bases 1 to 1179 code for a protein of 392 amino acids. Gene Ontology annotation, biological process: regulation of transcription by RNA polymerase II. Lineage: Eukaryota; Metazoa; Chordata; Actinopteri; Salmoniformes; Salmonidae.
AUGGCAGCUUUGACGAUACAACGGACUGACAACUUUCUGCACACCUUUUUACAGGACCGGACCCCCAGCUCGUCCCCAGAGGGAGCCCCCAACGCCCUGUCCUUGGCCACCACCUGUAGCCAGGCCUGGCAGGAUGGUUCCCAGUUUCCCUAUGAGGGGUCCGUGAGGGUGGGCGCAGCCUCCGGGAUGUUCCAACUGUGGAGCAACGAGGUGGCGGUGGCCCCUAGUUCUAGUCUCAGUGCCUCCAGCAUCACUGCAGCUGCGGCCGCCCACCAGGCCAUGACGUUAACGGUGCCCAAGGUCAAGUUCUCUGUUGGAUGUGGACACAGUCUGCAGUCUGCCCUGGGUCCUCACCCCCACCCCCACGCGCUCCACCAUCACCACCACCAUCACCACCACCACCACGAGCUGCCCCUGACUCCGCCGGCCGAGCCUCCGUCCGCCUACUCCUUCGAGCUCUCUCCAGUCAAGGUCCUCUCGUCCCAGAGCCAGGGCCCCAACGGGCCGCCCUACUACCCUCAACACAACGCAGUCUCUGUGGGACAGAACUUCCCCAGCUUCCUCCAGAACUCUGUCUCUUCUGCCAGGCACCAUCUAUCCGGAGGACACCACCACGUGGGGGAGGAGGGCCAGCAGGGGUGGUGGAGCCUCCCCCAGACCACUGGCUACAGCAGCUCCUCCAACCACCCCCACGCCUUCUCCCUGGGCCGGCAGCUGGUCAUGGGUCAACAGCCCCAAAUCACAGCCCUCCUCCAGGGCACCUCCAAGGGCCUGUUAUCCUCCACACGCCGCUGCCGUCGCUGCAAGUGCCCCAACUGCCAGGCCAACGGCGGGGGACUCGAGUUUGGCAAGAAGAGACUGCACAUCUGUCAUAUCCCAGAGUGCGGCAAGGUGUACAAGAAGACGUCUCACCUGAAGGCCCACCUGCGCUGGCAUGCCGGGGAGAGGCCGUUCAUCUGCAACUGGCUGUUCUGCGGGAAGAGCUUCACCCGCUCCGACGAGCUACAGCGCCACCUCAGAACACACACCGGAGAGAAGAGGUUCGGAUGCCAGCAGUGUGGGAAGAGGUUCAUGAGGAGCGACCACCUCUCCAAACACGUCAAGACCCACCAGAGUAGGAAGAGCCGGUCCGGUGGGAACACGUCAGGCUCUCUAUUGGCCAAUAUCAAGAGAGAGUAA